This is a messenger RNA of Rhinichthys klamathensis goyatoka, 799 nucleotides long. RefSeq names its product gastrula zinc finger protein XlCGF49.1-like. The record is from RefSeq and is a predicted model, not a curated record. The coding region runs from base 200 to 799 and encodes 199 amino acids. Gene Ontology annotation, biological process: regulation of transcription by RNA polymerase II. NCBI's taxonomy places the organism in Eukaryota, Metazoa, Chordata, Actinopteri, Cypriniformes, Leuciscidae. Gene Ontology annotation, cellular component: nucleus. Gene Ontology annotation, molecular function: RNA polymerase II cis-regulatory region sequence-specific DNA binding; DNA-binding transcription factor activity, RNA polymerase II-specific. The transcript is spliced from 2 exons.
UUUUCAGCUGCUCAGUUUAACAUGAUGGUCCUGUACUUUUUAAAUGCAGAUUGGAUAAAAACACAGUGAUCACAGUUCACACCUGCAGUGAAGCCCCUCCCACAACAAUUCACCAAUAAAUACUGGGAAUAUUCCCAUCAUCCUACAAGAGAAGGACAAUCUCCAGGAGUAGCAGCUGAAAUCUGUGUGACUGUUAAAGAUGGAGUUUAUUAAAGAGGAGAUUGAAGACAUGAGUGAUCCAGAACCAUCCAGAAUAAAACAUGAAGAUACUGAGGAACAAACAGACCAGGUGAGAGUGAAAGAGCAAAGACAAGAACUGAAUGAAGUGGAGGAACAUCGUAACUUUACAAUUCAAAGAACAAAAGCCAAAAAGACGCACACCUGCACUCAGUGUGGAAAGAGUUUCUCACAGAAAGGAAACCUUAACAGACACAUGAGAAUUCACACUGGAGAGAAACCGUAUACAUGCACUCAGUGUGGAAAGAGUUUCUCACAGAAAGGAGACCUUAACAGACACAUGAGAAUUCACACUGGAGAGAAACCGUAUACAUGCACUCAGUGUGGAAAGAGUUUUUCUCAAUCAUCAGCUCUCAGUCGUCAUCUGCUCAUUCACUCUGGAGAAAAACUAUUUAACUGUGAUCAGUGUGGAAAAGAUUUUAUUUCAUCAUCAAAACUAAAACAACACCUGAAAGUUCAUUCAGGUGAGAAGCCUUAUGUGUGUUCUCUCUGUGGAAAGAAUUUUUCAAGGCUGGACAGUUUUAAACUGCACCAGAAAACACAUAAUGAAGUGAGAGAUUAG